GUAGAACCGUGACACUGCCCCUGUAAGGUUUACUGUUCUUUGCAGAAAAGAAAGGAAAUCGUGACGACGUGAGGAGGAAAUCUCUUAAAGAGAACAUCCAGAAUGUGAUUAGCAACACAGUGACGUCACCGAAACGUGAUAAAAAGAAAGGACGCAGCACCACACUGUUUACUAAAAAACGACGAACGAAAAAGAACAAUGAACGACUUAUUGAUUCCAACGACGUCGCGACAUUUAUUGCAAGUGUCGAGAAAGUCAAAACUCCAAAAGGUGCGAUAGAUUUGUCGUUUGACUUUAAAUACUGUACAUAUUGACUCGAUUUGUUAUACUAGAUGGUCCGUGUGGCAGAAAUUGGGCAAAAAAAGAUAGAUGAUCCGAUAUUUCGUCUGGUUUUAGACGCGGUAAACAGAUGGCUUGUCCGUUAAGAAGUGGGCUUGUACCAAUGCUUCUCCAACAACUUGUCAGAUUAGGACGUGUUCGCACUGCUUGUUCUCAAAUAUUUGCUUGUUCCCAGAUUAGGACGUGUUCGCACUGCUUGUUCUCAAAUAUUUGCUUGUUCCCAGAUUAGGACGUGUUCACACUGCUUGUUCUCAGAUAUUUGCUUGUUCCCAGAUUAGGACGUGUUCGCACUGCUUGUUCUCAAAUAUUUGCUUGUUCCUAGAUUAGGACGUGUUCGCACUGCUUGUUUCCAGAUAUUUGCUUGUUCCUAGAUUAGGACGUGUUCGCACUGCUUGUUCCCAGAUACUGCUUCCAUCAAAUUUUAUUCAUUCGUGUGAGAUGCCACAGAAGCCUUGAUAUUGUUGCCAGAUAGUUGAGAAUUUGUUAACGGCUUGGUGACAACUUGCUACAAGGGUGUUGACCCAAACAACUUGUAACGAAGUCGUUUUAAAACCUUGUCCUGCAAUCCAAAAAGUUGCGAGUGACAGCCUUGUAGCAACUUGAUAAGAUCACAGCAUUGUUACAACUUGUUGACAAGCUUGCUACAAGCCUGUUGCGAACACAUCUUGUUGACAAGUUGUGCGAUUUCUAUGUGUGCAUAUGUGUGGAAAAUAUCAGACAUGAUUUUCCCCCUGAUCCAUUGCCAGGUGAUUAAUACUGGCAAUGCAUCAGGGGAUAAAUCAUGCCUGAUCAUGCAUUCUAGCUAGUUCCUCUGAAAUUAAUAUAUUUACUUUUCCCUAGUCAUUUGCGACGAAAUCAUGCACAAGUACGCAGCUAUUAAGAAGGACCGACCACAUAAAUCUCAAUCAAACGUUACCAUGGAGACUGCGCAAUCGGCACGUGACGAGGAAGGGAUUAUGAAGGAUGCAAAGAAUAAACUCCGAUUGGUAUUAAGUAACGGCUCAGCACCAGUCUUUCCGGUCUGUAGCCCUGCCAGAAAAAGGUAUGAGACCAAGUACCACGUGGCAUAGUGUUUACACUAGAGCAAUAAGCUGUCGUGGUUUGUGUCUGAAUUAUCUGAAAAAGAUAUCUCAAACAUGGUGGUCCAGUGUAGGUAGUAUUCUACAAUAAACUGUCGUGGUUUGUGUCUGAACUACCUGAAAAAGAUAUUUCAAACGUGGUGGUCCGGUGUAGGUAGUAUUCUACAAUAAGCUGUCGUGGUUUGUGUCUGAACUACCUGAAAAAGAUAUCUUCUUUGUUCAUUGUUUGUAGUGAGAAAGCGGGUCGGGCAUUACUCACGUAUCUCAAGCAAGAUUUAGCAGACGCAAUAACUUAUGAAAAUUGCACGAUGGUCGCAAGACUUUAUGAAACAUUGAGUACAUUGGAAAAACUCUCACCCACCAGGUAAAGAUUUGUCAAUGCUGUCUGACACAGUGGCUAGCACAUAUGUCUCUGUGACUAGGCUUCAAUUCCUGCAAUGUACAGUUGUUUGAUUAUAAUUCAACCUCAGUCACUUGUGAGAAGAGUGCUUCCAGUUUGACUCUACCAAACACCACAGGUUUUCUCCUGGUUCAGUCCAGUUUUCUUCUGCACUGCGGUAACCGACUGUAUGAUAACGCAUGUCCCUUACUAGACCUCUGAGAAGAAAAGCUGAGGACUGAUAGAGCUAUCCAGUAUAAAAAAAGUUAGUUUAGGUUUCGGAUGAGUAAGAGAUCAUCUUUACUGACCUCUAGGAAGAACAGUUUAGAACUGAUAGAGCUAUCCAGUAUAAAUAAAGUUAGUUUAGUUUAGGUUUCUUCCUGUCGUAACACUGGAUCAAUAAGAGAUAUCUUUACUGGAUCUCUAGGAAGAACAGUUUAGAACUGAUAGAGCCAUCCAGUAUAAAUAAAGUUAGUUUAAAGCUAAGUUUAGCUUGUUUUCUUUAGUUUUUCAAUGAUAAGGGAAAUCAAGCUAGCUUAUUUUGAAAGAUUACAUUUAUAUGUUUGUUAUUUUAAUCUUUCCUUUUGUAACUAAUGCUUAUUUUCAGAUAUCCUCAAGUGUUAAAUGAACUGCAGCAAGAUUACGUGAGCAGGAAAGCCUACCUUUCCUACCUCGUGCGAGCUCAUCAAGGAUUGGUUGCCACUCGACAGUAUCUGGAGAAGGCGCUGGAGCGAGUUGACAGGUUAGUUAGAAAUCUUUGUUGGUUGCUUUCUCUUGUAAUUCUGGAUCAAUAAGAGAUGAUCCUUUCUGGACCUCUAGGAAGAACAGUUUACAACUAAUAGAGCUAUCCAGUAUAAAUAAAGUUAGUUUAGUUUAGGUUUCCCCCUGUAGUUACACUGGAUCAACAAGGGAUGACUUUCUGCAUGAAGAACAGUUAGAACUGAUAGAGCUACUUUAUCCAGUAGAGAUAAUUAUAAUGAAUCAUUUAUUUUUCAGGGAAAGAGAGAUAUGUCGACGAUAUUUGAUGACUCAAUGUGUCAGUAUGUUUAUAGUGAACCAGAAGGAAAAAUUGGAUGCGUUUGUCGCUAAAUUUGAUAAACUGCCAAUGGCUGAUGAGAAGGUAUGAUAUUGUUUCGUCUUAAAAGGCAAUUUUUGUAUGUUGCCUAUUUGCCUAAAAUGUUUUUGACAUCCUCGUUUUAUCAGGGUACUCAUAUUUAAUCUUUUCUCGUUCUUAGAGUGAGGAAAUGAAGAGUUUUAUACAAGGAAUUAAGGAAGCAUUUCAACAAAGUCCUUUGUGGUUAGGUAAGUAAAGAAACGUUGCUCAACUAAAUUAACUCUUUUAUACUGUGUAGCUUUAUCAGUUCUAAACUGUUCUUCCUAGAGGUCCAGUGAGGAUCAUCUCUUAUUGAUCCAGUGUUACUACAGGAGGAAACCUAAACUAAACUAACUUUAUUUAUACCGGAUAGCUCUAUCAGUUCUAAACUGUUCUCCCUAGAGGUCCAGUAAGGAUCAUCUCUUAUUGAUCCAGUGUUACUACAGGAGGAAACCUAAACUAAACUUAUACUGGAUAGCUCUAUCAGUUCUAAGGGUUAACUGUUCUUAUACUUUUGGUCUGUUAACGUAUCAGCGAGUCACCCCCUGAAAAAUCAUGUUCUAGGUUCGAAUGAUCGACAAAAGGAAGAGGCGUUUGAUGCUGUCGAGAGACAGGCGAUAAGUCGUGUAUACUGGACAGCGGUCUAUGCCUUUGGUGAAACUGAUAAAUUUCGAGACGAGUAAGUUUCUUUGUUUUUAAAAAUACCACAAUGUUGUCCAUGCCAUCCAGUCUCUUAUGGUAUUGAAUUACAACAAGCAAUCUACUAUUUUUCUUAUUUUAGCGUUUUUCACGAGAGUGUAAAAUCCCUGUGUAGCUCGAUCGGUGAAGAUUUUGGUCUUUUGGAAAUAAAAGAGGUAUUACUAUUAAUCUUUAUAAUUACGGAUAUUGUGAACACGCCAUAAGUUGCAUAAAAUUAAAAAAUUACGUAAUUUUUCAGGACUUUCAAAACGAGGCGCCAUGGUUUCCAGCGCAAUAUGAGCUGUACGCCUUGUCCGCUUAUAAGGUACGAGUGUUUCAUUGUAAAUUUUUUUCAAGACCUAGGACUGGAUUAAAUAUAUAUAUUUAUAUACAGGGUGUAUCAAAAAAAGUAAGACAAUUUUGAAAUUGCUCUCAAUUCCAC
Molecule: messenger RNA, 4010 nt
Organism: Paramuricea clavata
Lineage: Eukaryota; Metazoa; Cnidaria; Anthozoa; Malacalcyonacea; Plexauridae
Source: the annotation of a GenBank genome assembly